Messenger RNA from Aspergillus sclerotioniger CBS 115572, 1848 nucleotides. RefSeq names its product pseudouridine synthase PUS2. The transcript is spliced from 4 exons. Gene Ontology annotation, cellular component: nucleus. Bases 1 to 1848 code for a protein of 615 amino acids. The record is from RefSeq and is a predicted model, not a curated record. Lineage: Eukaryota; Fungi; Ascomycota; Eurotiomycetes; Eurotiales; Aspergillaceae. Gene Ontology annotation, biological process: mRNA pseudouridine synthesis; tRNA pseudouridine synthesis. Gene Ontology annotation, molecular function: RNA binding; pseudouridine synthase activity.
AUGCCCGUCCACAUUUUCCUGCGACGCUCUCUGCCCCCCCACCUGUCUUCCCACGGUGCGCGUUUUCCCCUUCGUACCUCUCAAGUCCGGUUCUUUUCUUUCGACUACCUGCGCUCGCUCAGGUCUCGUCGCAUACCAUGGACAAUAACGAGGGAAGAUCUCCGCAAGCCGGAGGCGGAGCUGAUCGAGGUCGUAAGAAACGGAAUCUGGGAAGAUCCGAAUGGAGCAAGUCGGCAAAUGGUAGAUAAGAGAGCCCGUCACGAUGCUCAGCAGGAGACGAAACGCCGGAAGAUCGAGAACGGAGAGGAAGUCAAGGCCCCCGUUUACGCUACCGAGUUCUCCAAGGAGGAUAUCGAGAGCGAGCAGCGCCGCCCGAAGAAGAAGGUCGCUGUGCUGCUGGGUUAUUCGGGAACGGGGUACAAGGGCAUGCAAUUGAGUGAAACGGAGAAGACCAUCGAAGGAGAGCUCUUCGCGGCCUUUGUCGCGGCCGGCGCAAUCUCCAAGGCCAACGCAACCGAUCCGAAGAAGUCGUCGCUGGUGCGGUGCGCGCGUACCGAUAAGGGUGUCCAUGCCGCCGGAAACAUUGUCUCCUUGAAGCUGAUCGUCGAGGACGAUGACAUCAUUCAGAAGAUCAACGAGAAGCUCAGCCCUCAGAUUCGCGUGUGGGAUAUCCUCGUCACGAACAAGUCGUUCAGCAGCUACCAGUUGUGCGACUCGCGCAUCUACGAAUACCUCAUCCCGACGUACUGCUUCCUGCCGCCCCAUCCCAGCACUUACCUGGGCAAGAAGCUCGUCGAGUAUGCUGAGAAGGAGGGCGACCUGGAGGCUUACAAGGCGCGACAGGAGGAAGUAGCUGGUUACUGGGAUGAGAUUGAUGACCAGUACAUUCGGCCUAUCCUCGAGAACACGCCCGAAGACGUGCGCAAGCUCGUCGAGAAGGUGCUCCACCUUAAUGAUGAGGAUCAAUCCGCGCAGGACGAGCUCUUCGAAAAGCAAGAGAAGCCUGUAGACGAGGAAACCACAGCCACCGAACAGCAAUCAUCAGAAGAGAAGCCCACCGCCGAAGCUGACGAGGCCGAAGAGGCCCGUCGCCGCCAAAUCUUCGAGACCGUCAAGGCCAUCAAAGCUGCGUACCUCAGGGCCAAGAAGGCCUACCGGAUCCCGGCCACCCGUCUUGCUCGCGUCCAAGAAACUCUCGACAAGUACGUCGGCACGAAUAACUUCUUCAACUACACAAUCCAGAAGGUGCACGCCGAUCCGUCCUCGAAACGUCACAUCAAGUCUUUCAAUGCCGCCGAACCCAUCCUCAUCAACGGCACCGAGUGGCUCAGCCUCAAAGUCCACGGCCAGAGCUUCAUGAUGCACCAGAUCCGCAAAAUGGUCGCCAUGGCCGCUAUGGUUGUGCGCUGCGGCUGCGAUCCCCAGCGCAUCGUCGAAACCUACGGCGCCAACAAGAUCGCCAUCCCCAAGGCCCCGGGUCUGGGUCUGCUUCUCGAACGGCCCGUCUUCAACUCUUACAACCGCAAGACCCUGGAAACCGGCAAGGAUCCCAUCAACUUCGACAAGCACGCCGACACGAUCAACGAGUUCAAACAGCGCGAGAUCUACGACCGCAUCUUCCGCGAGGAAGAGGAAUCUAAUGCCUUCUCCGCCUUCUUCGGCCAUCUCGACCACUACUCCCAAGAGGAAUUCCUCUACGUCACGUCUGGUGGCAUCCCCGCCGCCAAACAGGCCACGGUGCCUACGACCGGUCCCGAGCGGAAGUCGCAGCGCGAGGCGCUGGCAGAGAUCGAGGGCGGAUCCGAUGACGAGAGUGCUGCCCCGAACGGCGGAGAGGAAGGUGGUUAG